AUGUCAGUCAAUCACCUCAAUUCCGGCGGGAAUCAUGGAUCCUGCGUGAAUUGUCUGAACAGUUCCCUGUUCGAGGCAGUCAGAAGCGGUCAUCUCGGUCUAGUCCGUCACUGGAUACACAAUGGUGCUCAAGUCGACUUUGCAAAUCCGACGGCCCAUGGAGCUUCUCCGCUUCAUUUGGCGGCACGUCAUAACCGUAUCGAUAUCGCAAGACACCUGCUACGGUGUCUGAAUGAGAAUCCAGGUCAAUCUCAGCAACCUGCCGACCCUGUUUGUUCAGACUUCCCCUUGACACCCUGCUUGAUGCAUCGAACGCUUUUUCAGGGUAGUCAAACGGAUUACACUGCUUUCCACGAUGCGGACGACAAAGACUUCGGCGAAUGGACUUACGCAACAGCGCAUGACUACAUCAUCAGGGCACCGGCUCAAGACAAGCUCAAGCUCAACCCCGUGGAUUGUCGUGGUCGAACGCCUCUUACCUACGCCAUACAUUGGGAACACCAAGGCAUGAUCAAGUUGCUUCUGGGCACACCGGGCACAGACCCCUGGUUGGAAGAUGAUCUAGGCGAAGGACCUGUCUCACACGCGAUUAGCGGCGAUGAUGAGACGACAGUCGAGAACGUGCUCGGUGGGGUCAAGGACCAUGGACAUGGGAUAGAUGUUGGGGCAAAAGUGAAUGGAAGCCCUCUUGUCACUCUUGUAGCAAUGAGGGGCAAUCUGGUCGUUCUUAAGAUGCUGCUAGAAGCUGGAUUCGCAUCCGAUCCCGAAGAGGACAUCUACGGCUUCACAGCGGAAAGUGGGGUCCAGAACGAGCUGGAGUCCUGUGACGACUCCGAGCGUCGGGAAAGGUUACUAGCUUGUCAACAUAUUAUACGCCUAGCCGCAGCGCGUUGA
This is a messenger RNA of Purpureocillium lilacinum, 894 nucleotides long. The record is from RefSeq and is a predicted model, not a curated record. NCBI's taxonomy places the organism in Eukaryota, Fungi, Ascomycota, Sordariomycetes, Hypocreales, Ophiocordycipitaceae.